Akanthomyces muscarius is the source of this 531-nucleotide messenger RNA. RefSeq lists its product as uncharacterized. Bases 1 to 531 code for a protein of 176 amino acids. The transcript has 2 exons. The record is from RefSeq and is a predicted model, not a curated record. Lineage: Eukaryota; Fungi; Ascomycota; Sordariomycetes; Hypocreales; Cordycipitaceae.
AUGGCCUCGGAGUCCUCGGCUGUGUUUAAGAGCGUGAAGAAAGUGCGCAAUUUUGAGCCUGUCGGCGAAAUCGAUGACGGGAUGGGGAAGAAAUGGAAAGUUGUCGUGGACCCGAUCAAUUUAGAUCCAAGCUACGACAUGAUCGAUUUCAGUGCCCCUGGAGCCAGAGUUGCUAAGUUCGCCGAAGUCUUCCCCGAGCUUGCAUCAUGUAUCAACGCAGCGGUUAUUUUUUUUCACGAAGUACCGUCCUUAUGGUGGACAGUUGCCAUUGCGCUUCCGAGAGCGACAUACUUAACUGUCGUCGUUACUUCUAUAGAGGAAAGAACGAAGCUGAGCGAUGAGAUCGAAAAAGUCGAGUUGCAGCCUCGGGUGCAACUCCGGGUUGAUGGUGUCAUCCAACCACAAGUCUCUCAAGAGACUGUUAUCUACAGCAGAAUGAAAAAUGCUGUGGAUAGUGAGGAUGCCAAUGUUUUAGACUUUUGCGGGACUUUCAUCACGCAAUUUCCAAUUUCUAUGAGGCCUGGCAGUUGA